AUGGUCUUACAACUGAAUCUGCUGGCCGUCAUAUUCGCUUUCGCCCUCUCAUUCCUCCUCUUCGUCGUUGGUGCCAUCCGAUUCCUUGGACCGAUAACAGAAUACGGAUCUAAACGAACGUACAGAUUGACCGCUAGUGACCAUCUCAAACGACGAGGCUCAUUCUGA
This is a messenger RNA of Puccinia graminis f. sp. tritici CRL 75-36-700-3, 168 nucleotides long. RefSeq lists its product as uncharacterized. The coding region runs from base 1 to 168 and encodes 55 amino acids. The transcript is spliced from 2 exons. The record is from RefSeq and is a predicted model, not a curated record. Lineage: Eukaryota; Fungi; Basidiomycota; Pucciniomycetes; Pucciniales; Pucciniaceae.